Molecule: messenger RNA, 1674 nt
Organism: Striga hermonthica
Lineage: Eukaryota; Viridiplantae; Streptophyta; Magnoliopsida; Lamiales; Orobanchaceae
Source: the annotation of a GenBank genome assembly
AUGGCCGUCGUCUCCAGAAAUUCCGAUGAAAUCUUCAGUCUCUCCUCCGCCGUCAACGACGAUCCUCUCUUACCUUGGCUCGGGUCCAUCCACAAAGCUUUGCAGAAUCAGAAAUCAACCCAGCUCAGCAAUUUUGUAGAUUUCGACGUGCUGGUAGCGAAUUGUAUCCACACCUUCAAGUCCGAUCCGCAGUAUCGAAAUGACGUCAGAUUUCUCAAGAUUUGGUUCCUCUAUAUGGAUGGUAGUUCAGAUUAUGAAAGGGUGUUUAAAGAAAUGGAGGAGCACAGGAUCUGUACAAACAAAGCUCUGCUUUACGAAUCGUUUGCUUUGUUUCUGGAAGCAAAAGGCAGGUUCAUUGAUGCCUGUAUGAUGUAUCAACUUGGGAUCUCAAGAAAUGCCGAGCCUCUGGGGAGGCUGAAAAAAGCCCAGGUGCUGUUUCUUGAGAGAAUGUCUGAGAGAGUAAGCAAUGGUUCAUUUCAAAAGAUAAAAAAUGGCGUCUCUGGAGAGGGUGGUGAAAAUUUUGCUAAUCCAUGGUCUGUUGCAACUCUAAAAAAUCUAUUGCAGAGGAUGAAUUCUCAAGUUGUACAGUAUGAGGGAUACUAUUCAAGUAACAGAUCAUAUCCAGGAAAAGUGUCAUUAUCCACUUUGCUGAAAUCAGCUAGAAAUAAAACCGUUGAUAUAGGUGGAGAGAAGUACCAGAUCAAAGGGUGUGCAGGUCAGGGUGGAUUUGCUCAGGUGUUCAAAGCGUAUCUGAACAGCAAUCCUGAUGAAAUUGUUGCCCUUAAGAUUCAAAAGCCACCCUUUCCUUGGGAAUUUUACAUGUAUCGUCAGCUUGACUUGAGGAUUCCAGAAAAAGAAAGGAAGAGUUUUGGGUUUGCCCACAGAUUACACCUCUAUUCUGACUACAGUGUGCUCGUGUCUGAUUAUAUAGCUAAUGGGACACUUCAGGAUGCCAUUAACUCGAAUGUGGUUACCGGUGGGUCAAUGGAAGAGGUGCUAUGUAUUUAUUAUACCAUUGAGUUGCUUCAAAUUCUUGAAACUCUGCAUGAUGUUGGAAUCGUCCAUGGUGAUUUUAAGCCUGACAAUUUGCUCAUCCGGUAUUCCAGGAAUGAUCCAAUAGAAGAUGAUCCAAUAGAAGAUGUAGAUGAGUUUCGCCUUCGAACUGGAACUUGGCGUGAUCAGGGCCUAUGCCUUGUUGACUGGGGAAGAGGAAUUGAUCUGAAUCUCUUUCCAAAAGAUACUAAAUUCAUGGGGGACUGUAGAACUUCUGGCUUCCGUUGCAUUGAAAUGCAAGAAAAAAAGCCUUGGACAUUUCAGGUGGACACAUAUGGGCUUUGUGUUAUAGUUCAUAUGAUGCUUCAUAAUUCUUACAUGGAGAUUGAGAAAACAGCAUCUCCUGAUGGAAGCUUCUUUUACCGGCCCAAAUCGCGUUAUAAGCGAUACUGGAAUGUCAAUCUUUGGAAAAACUUGUUCGAGAGGUUACUCAACUUUGAUCCAGCUGAAGAUCACAUGAAAUUGUUGCAGUCUUUGAGGGGCACUUUCCAGGAAUAUAUGUGCUCAGACCUAAAGCUUAUCAAGAAGCUCAAGCAACACAAGUUUCUUGUUCCGUGUGUACAGGAUUUGCCAGUGCCAAAUUGGAUUACUGGAGUACUUGAUGAUAUCUUGAUAUUGUAA